AUAUCGGUAUCGUAUUAUACGAUGUUAUGUCACAGGACUUCAUGCUAAAAACUAUAACAAGUGAAAUUAUUUUACCCUGUAAAAAGUAACAUAACCCGGCCCUAUAAUUAUUAUUUAUUUAUUUAUUUCCGUAAAGAAGAAAAAAAAAUUCGCUCAAUAUUUGAUUUGAAUAAUCCCAAUUUCAUUUCAUUCAAUCGAAAACAAAAAAAAACCCUUGUAAAACCCUAGACCACACAAACCAACAAGAUCCCUCUCCUUGAGUAACAGAAAAAAUGGCGUUAGGGUUAAGAGGUACAAGCGGAGAGCCAGUAAUUGACAGAGAAAAUGGCGAAGAAUUGAUACGCGUCCAACCUGGUGUCGACAUAGCCCUCGCUAAUCUUCCUCGCGAAUCCCCCGGCACUCUCUACAUCACUACCAAGCAAGUCAUAUGGGUGAAUGAUGUUGAUAAAUCUAAAGGAUAUGCUGUUGAUUUCUUGUCUAUUUCUCUUCAUGCUGUUUCUACAGAUCCUCAAGCUUAUUCUCUUCCUUGUCUCUAUACUCAGAUUGAAACGGAGGGAGACGAGGAACUCAAUUCUGACAACUCAGAUUCAGAAUCCAAUCAGGUUCAGGAUUUAUCCAAUGUCAGAGAGAUGAGGCUCAUUCCAACUGAUCCAACACAGUUGGAUACUCUGUUUCAAGUAUUCUGUGAGUGUGCAGAGCUUAAUCCAGAUCCAAAUGAUGAGGAGCAAGAAGAAGCACAUGAAUGGAUUUUCAACGCUGAGCAGAUGGAAGAGGAAGAAGCAGUGGAUGAAGAUUAUUUAUCUCAUAAUCCAACCAAUACUCUUGGUCAUUCAAAUGGACAUCAUGACCUUGCUGGUAACAUACUUGAGCUUCAAAUCAAUGACGAGCGAUUUGAGGAUGCAGAAGAGACUGAGCAUAAUGAAGAUGACACCCAUCAUCAUUGAUGCCUGCAUUUACCCUCAGAAUAGCAUAUUGUAGUGUUGUCCAAAACUCAUACCAGCUGGCUGUUCUGUAGUUUUGGGUUUUGUACAUGUAAAAACUAUUUUGAACGUCUGACUAGAUUCAUAGUGGCCGAGUUAGACUUUUUUUUUUUUAACUUGCGGAGACGAAAGCAACUGGAUCUUUUGAAUUUCUAGCUAAGAGUUAUUUUGAUUGUAAACAAUGGGGGUACGGUACCCAUGUGAAAGAUACUAGUCCGUGGUGAAUUCUUAUUCUAGCUAAGAGUUAUCUGUGAUUUCUUAAGUUGCAAGAUGAUAUUGAUAUGAUUAAGCAAGGUGAAUUAUCAAUUGUUUUAUGAUUCACAUUUCUGAAAGUUGUGGCAAUUAAAUUAAUUUGAGCGAAUUUUGGAUUUUGAUUUUGAUUUCA
Trifolium pratense (red clover) is the source of this 1365-nucleotide messenger RNA. RefSeq names its product chloride conductance regulatory protein ICln. The record is from RefSeq and is a predicted model, not a curated record. NCBI's taxonomy places the organism in Eukaryota, Viridiplantae, Streptophyta, Magnoliopsida, Fabales, Fabaceae. Gene Ontology annotation, biological process: spliceosomal snRNP assembly; chloride transport; cell volume homeostasis. Gene Ontology annotation, cellular component: cytosol; spliceosomal complex; methylosome. The transcript has 6 exons. The coding region runs from base 273 to 944 and encodes 223 amino acids.